CUUUGGCAUUGCUCACUGUGUCCAAUAAAAUUCUAAGCUUGAAGAGCAGCAGGCACUUCUCUGCGCAGCACAAUAUUCUCUUCCGGGCUGAAGGCCUGUUCAAUCUGUGAACCUUCAAGGAGUGAAAAAUGGACUAUGUUUAUGGACCCGGAAGGAACCAUCUCUUUGUUCCAGGCCCGGUCAAUAUUCCGGAGCCAGUCCUUCGGGCUAUGAACAGAAACAAUGAGGAUUAUCGUUCUCCUGCUGUUCCAGCAAUGACAAAAAUUCUGCUGGAGGAUGUGAAGAAGAUUUUCAAGACUACAACUGGAACUCCAUUUAUGAUCCCUACCACAGGUACUGGUGCUUGGGAGAGUGCACUUACAAAUACAUUAUCUCCUGGAGACCGGAUUGUAUCUUUCCUGAUUGGCCAAUUCAGUUUGCUAUGGAUUGAUCAGCAGCAGCGCCUUAAUUUCAAGGUGGAUGUUGUAGAAAGUGAAUGGGGCCAAGGUGCCAACCUUGACAUUCUGGCAUCAAAACUUGCAGAAGAUACUGCGCACACUAUAAAAGCAAUAUGCAUUGUUCACAAUGAAACAGCCACUGGAGUUACUAAUAAUUUAGCUCAAGUGAGAAGAAUACUUGAUGAGUACAGGCAUCCAGCUCUCUUUCUUGUUGAUGGAGUGUCUUCCAUAUGUGCUCUUGACUUCCGUAUGGAUGAAUGGGGAGUAGAUGUAGCUUUAACUGGUUCUCAGAAAGCUCUUUCUCUCCCCACUGGCAUUGGGAUUGUGUGUGCAAGCCCAAAAGCUCUAGAGGCAUCUAAAACUGCAAAGUCAGUAAGAGUAUUCUUCGACUGGAAUGAUUACUUGAAGUUCUAUAAGUUGGGAACAUACUGGCCAUAUACCCCUUCCAUCCAGUUGCUAUAUGGACUGCGCACAGCACUUGAUCUUAUUUUUGAGGAAGGACUUGACAACGUGAUUGCAAGACACAGCCGUUUGGGAAAAGCAACAAGGCUUGCUGUGGAGGCAUGGGGCUUGAAGAACUGCACCCAAAGUGAGGAAUGGUUCAGUGACACAGUAACAGCUGUGCUUGUUCCUCCAUACAUUGACAGUACAGAAAUUGUGAGAAGGGCAUGGAAAAGGUACAAUUUGAGCUUAGGCCUAGGCCUAAACAAAAUAGCUGGCAAGGUUUUCAGAAUAGGGCAUCUUGGCAAUCUGAAUGAGUUGCAAUUGUUGGGUUGUCUUGCUGGUGUCGAGAUGGUACUUAGGGACGUGGGCUACCCUGUUAAGCUAGGAAGCGGAGUUGCAGCUGCUAGUGCAUACUUUCAGAACAACACCCCUCUGAUCCCUUCCAGGAUUUGAUUUUCCAUCAUUGUAAUUUAUUUUCCUCUAUGCUUUGCUUCAGGAUGUACUGUAAAUAACGCGUAUUUGUUCCUCUCCUUGCACUCUCUUGAGGCUAUCCAAAUUCCCUACUUAAUACAUGGUCUUUUGGAUGUUCCUAUAUCUGAAA
Molecule: messenger RNA, 1482 nt
Organism: Prunus mume (Japanese apricot)
Lineage: Eukaryota; Viridiplantae; Streptophyta; Magnoliopsida; Rosales; Rosaceae
Gene: AGT
Product: alanine:glyoxylate aminotransferase
Cellular component (GO): peroxisome
Molecular function (GO): L-alanine:glyoxylate transaminase activity; L-serine:pyruvate transaminase activity
Source: RefSeq, a predicted model, not a curated record